This is a messenger RNA of Pichia membranifaciens NRRL Y-2026, 749 nucleotides long. RefSeq lists its product as hypothetical. Lineage: Eukaryota; Fungi; Ascomycota; Pichiomycetes; Pichiales; Pichiaceae. Bases 392 to 631 code for a protein of 79 amino acids. The transcript has a single exon. The record is from RefSeq and is a predicted model, not a curated record.
CACCAAAGGUUUGGGGUGCCUAAUUACAACACUGAAAGGCGAGGGACCAAUUUAAGCCGCCCAGCCCCAACGAGCGCCAGAGAACAAAGUCGGCUGAGGAUUGCUCGCGGCCCGAAGCAGUUAUCGGUCCUUUUUUUUGUUACGGUUGCGGUUUGACUGUUUUCAUGUGGUAGGCGCGAAGUUCAUCGUGGCGUGUGCGGCUUGCGCCGUCCACGGCCGCAUAAAAUUGCACUGCAGCAUAAAAUACAUAAGGCGAUGGCUUCAUCUGCACCAUGGGUCUUAGCCACGCGCUUCCAUACAUUAAAUUUACGCUUUCCCGCAGCACAGCAUGUGAGAAGGACUAGCAUUUGGAGCAUAAAAUUUCUCAGGCUGUGGCGCCAGCCAUAGGGAUAUGUACGCCCGAGCUGUAGCGAGGUUAGUGCAUAAUUUCUCACAUAAGGUUUUUAGCCUCCACAGGGCAACAGGAAUAUGCACGUUUGAGACAACCUUACGCAUCACUUCCGGAUGUGGCUUUAGCCGCAAGACUGUGCAGGCUACACAGUGCGAUGUCUCCGCUAGGCGGCGGCGGCAUGCUUCCGAGGAGGAGAAAUGGUUUGUUCGUUGGUCGAGCUCUAGUAGCAAUAUGCAGUGAGUUCUAUCGGAGACACUGAACUGAUUUUUGCACCCUUGUGCAAUCUCUGCUAUGUAAAAAAAAAUUCGAGAAUGAUUUCAACGAAAAAGGGAGAAUAUGUUUAUCGUUCUCAAUAUGU